Molecule: messenger RNA, 11406 nt
Organism: Loxodonta africana (African savanna elephant)
Lineage: Eukaryota; Metazoa; Chordata; Mammalia; Proboscidea; Elephantidae
Product: TLR adapter interacting with SLC15A4 on the lysosome-like
Exons: 2
Coding region: 527-1453 (308 amino acids)
Biological process (GO): regulation of toll-like receptor signaling pathway
Source: RefSeq, a predicted model, not a curated record
CAUUAAAAAUGUUCAAUAUUUUGUGUUAUAGAUGUACCGUAAUUCAUUUAACCACUCUCCUGUUGAUGGUGAAUUGGGUUAUUUCUAAUUACUUUUUGUUAUAAAAAUGCUGGUUACCAUACUAAUUUUUUCUACUUAAAAUUUUUUAAAGCCCUGUCUCUACCUUCACUUGCACGAAGAAAGCUCUAGCUGUUAAUAUUUUCUCACGCUCAUUGUCAUUUGAAACUCGAAUAACCACUUUCAAGAUCCUCUUUUGGUAUGUGAUUACUACCAUACAUGUGAUCAACCCACAUCAUUUUCCUAUUAGUUUGAUUCAUUCUUAGGGUAUGAAUGGAAAGCAGAACUAUUUUGUGUGGUUAAACCUGUAUUUCUGAGGCAUAAGCAAAAGCUGAGAAACAAAGGAGUCAAAAGUGAUUUGUCUCAUUUUGGGACUCUUGGAAUCUCAGGAGACAGAACCUUUAGGGCAUCUUGACAUUUCAAAAAGGAAUAUACUGCAUUCUUCUGUUUAGCAACUUUGUCUAAUAAAAUGCUAGCAGAAGCCUUCCUAAUUGAACUCUCAUACAAAGAACAGAAAUAUACAAAAUUCUGCAAACCACUUACAUGUAAGAAGACCUCAAAUGAUAAAAAGGAAACAUGGAAAAAGCAGCUUUUAGAUAAAAAAGACUAUUCACUUUCCCCUGCUAAAAUGGAAUAUCAAGAAAAUGUUAUGCAAGAAAGUUUAACAGAGAAACAUAAUGAUACAAAUACAAUAAAAUCUGCGGAUGAGAAAACUGUAGAGAAAUGUAAAUGUGUACUUCUUUCAGGAAAUGGGUCAGUUGCAUUGCCUAUUCCAAAGAGAGAAGGAAAUGAUGAAAGACAAUUGGAUCUGUAUCGGUCCUGGUCGUGUACAAGUAUUUGCCAGAAUUAUCCUGACCUACAAAUUGGAGGUGACCACGUGGGAAACAUGUAUGAUUCAGGCUGCUUUGUGGAACACACACAUGACCAUGCUUUUAAUGGUCCUUUUUUACUUUCGGUGGAUAUACCAUUGGGUCGUUCUCCUAUCACUGAAUCUCUAGACAAACAACCUGCCUCAAAGCUCACGGAUGGGGAUGAAAUCCGAGAAAAAAGCAUGGUGUCUCAUAAGUUACCCCUCUCUAAUUCUAUGCUUAAUAGUUAUAUGGAAAAAAAGGUGGAUGAACUCUACAAACAAUUUUUGGAAGAAAAUCUCACGCGGUGCCACUCUAUAACCAGUCUUAUGGCUUGCAGUUUGUUAAUGAAUAAUGUAAAUCAAAUUAGCCUUCAAAUCUCUCAAGAGCAGAAUAUAGACCCAUUGAAAGUUCGGGAAACUCUUCUGCAUUCUUUAGCUGUAUGUAAUCUACGUAACGUUUCCCAUGAAAACAGUUCUGAAUUCAGCACUCCUAAUUUACAAAUCUCAAACCAGACAAGUAGAAAACUUGUGUCAUAUCUACAGUAGGAACCAAUUUUUGGUUAGGGCUGACCUUCUCUGGCUUAUUGUGUUACAUCAGACCUCCUUUUGCUUAAGUAGUUUCUUUUUAUUUACAACAUACAGGAUCUUCUACACUGACAAUCAGGAUAGCCUAUGGCAACUCAUUAUGUUUCAAGAAUGGGCGUGAGAGCAUAUCCAAGGGAAUACCUUAAACAAAAGCUGGAUAUAAGUGUUUUUAAAAAAUGUGGAGAGGGGCUAAAGGAAAAGUGGAUACUUAGCCAGUGCCAUUUGCGUUGAAAUUUGAUGUUUUUGAACUCUCCUGGGACACGUAUCAGCUUUUUUACAUCACUUUUUUUUUUUUUUUUGUUAUUCUGGGGUUAUUUCAGGGAUGGGAGGAAGAAAAAUAUACAGAUAAAGUGAACAAAGUGCAUAUAGAACCAUCAUGUAGAAAUGAAGAGACUCUCUUGGCAACUUGGAAUACUUCUCAGAUUAUCCUUAAUCAUGAUUCUGGUUUAGGAUAAAAGUCAGCAGGAUACUAUGGAAAUUUUGGAAUAUAAAUGAAAUGCAUCAACAAAACAUUGCUAAAAGAAUGGUAUGGUUUAUUGCAGAUUUGGACAUAAGACCCUACAGUUAGCAGCUCACACUUUUCCUGGAAAUCAUAAAAUGACUGACAUGUACUUUUACAUGUAAAAUAAAAUGGUAUGAAUUUCUGUUAUGAUUGUGUUAUAUAUUGAUAAGAUUUGUGCAUUAGUAGUCACGUAUUUCCCUCCAAUGAUCUGUUUGGUCUUGACUAAAUUUUAUAAACAAGGCAUCUCCAUGUUCUCACAGCUUAUUCUUGUUGAUCAUAACAAUUCUUAGUUUAAUUUUACCCUCCUCAAAUUUCUAUGAUCUAAUAGUAAGUAUUCCAGAUUUAUUUUCUGUUUUCUUCAUCACUUCUUUCCCCACCAUCCUCUCCUAUAACACUCCCAAUUCACUUCCGUCAUUCAGAAUUUUAAUGCUGAACAAUGGGUAAGGGUUUUGGAAAAACUGGCUUAGUGUCUUGUGGAUACUGACAAACAGUUGUUUGUAUGUUGUCUUUUAGAUUGUUAAAUUUGUACAUUUUCAAUACAAUAGUUACUAAAAUGAUAAAAUAUAGAUGCUAAACUAUCUUUUCUAAAGUGAAUUAAAUGUCAUUGGGCAACUUUACUGCUGUGAAUAGUUUUCUUGGGUAUACUAUUUCUGCUUCAUAAAUAUGUAUCAAUUAUUUAUGAAGCAGAAAUAUUCAUAAAUAAUGUGAUGACUGCAUAGCAUUAUAUAAAACGCUGAAGUAUUUAGCUAGUAUCAAAUUUAGAAAUACAUUUGAUGGUACUCUCAGAUUUCAUUUGUUCUUCUUGUUCAUGUCAUCAAAGCCCUUAUUAUCUAAAGAUAUUCACUUAAGGUUAAAAUGGCUUUAUAAUUUAAUCCAAUGUUUAUAUAAGGAAAGGUGAUGAAUUAAGAUUCCUUUUUAAAACUUGACCUCAUACCUGCUGACUUCAACGCUUUGAAUAAGACAGGAAUAUGAGAUUGUGAUUUAGUAUAUUUUGUCCUUAAGUAGUUAAUCUUCAUUCCAUUUUUCAUCAUGUGUAUCACUUAUGUGACUAAUAAUACUCUUUUAAAAUGUUAUUUGAAAUGUAAAAGGAAUAACAAAUUUCAUUAUGUCCCACUUUUUCAGGAGUUGCAAGUAAUAGUUUUGUGCUUCUAUGAAAAUGGAGAGUAUUAGCGAUUCAGCAGUUGGGGAUGAUCAUCGCAUUGCUUGGCAGGGAGGAAGAAGUUGAGCUGGUUAAGAACGAUGUCCAGCACAGUGCUGCUCCCCCAUCUGCAUGGGUCAGUCCAAUGUAUAUCACAUCUUCAGGUUUCAGGUCCCUAUUGGAGGGACCAGGGUGGGUUCGAUCCUGUCUCUGGUAACUUUCUGUCAGGAGUGUCCUUGACAAAUGGAAAGCAAUUCAAGAGAUAAGAGUCUAUAUUACACUCCUAGGAUUUUUUAGGCUUAAUUUGACUCAUGGAUUCGUCCCCAAAAGAAGCCAGUCUCCCUGAGGCUCUUGCGACUGGAGAUAACACUGAGCCAGUCCAUUAAAGAUGGUAACAGAUGUUCUGGCUUUUUCCAUAUUACCUUAAUAUUUGGGUCUUAUAAAACUGGUUUUAGGAAGUGGAGAAACAAAGUUAAUAGCUUUCUAGGGGUCAUUUUUCACAUGCGAUUUCCCUCUGUGGGGCUGCUUUGGGAGCAGGGAGUUGAUUUUUAUAUGUAUAUAUUUAUCUUCAAAUGCAAUGAGUUUAUUUUCCUUUUUAGGUAGUAAAUGUGGCUAAUAUAGCCUUAAUACAUAAUAUUUGCUUGGAUGAGGUGUGGAGGAGUGGCUUGAUGAGGAUUAGUAGGUGAAAUAAUUGCACAGUUAAGUGGACAUUUGUUUUCAGUUAGUACUAGAAGGAACGAAAUCAAUGAAUUAAAUCAACAAAUAACCAUUAAGUCAAAUUAAAAAUGACUUAAUGUUUUCGUGACUGGUCAUGUGUGCAGAAAAUUAGCAAAUUAGCUAUAUAUGAUAUGUGUGAAAAUCCAUAAAAAUAAUAUUUAAGGGCAAGGAAAAAAAAGAUGGCAAAAAUGUUUUCAUGAUGUUAAAAUGCCUAAUAUAAUAUAUAUAAAAAAAAAAGUUUUUUUUUUUUAUAUAUAUAAUAUAAUAGGCAUAUAUAACUGUUCUUUUGGUGAAAAAUGCCUUGAGGCAAUUUAGGACUUUUCAUCCCUAAUGAUGUUUUCUUUUCCUCAAAGCCUAGUAGAAAUGUUUAAAAUUGGCCUUAUUAUAAGGCCAUUUGUUGGUUUAGUUUUUAUUAGAGUAUGAAUGCACAGCAUCACUUUUUGCUGUUUCAAGAAAUAGCCUUUAGAUGACUAUAUUUGAGAAUGUUUCUAUAAAAAUUAUGAGAACCAAAUUAAGGUGUAUUAACUUCAAUUAAAAAAAAUACUGAAUCAUUGCUACGGGCAGUUACUUUUUGAAAGUUCUGCUAUUUUAACUAAAGCUGAGAAAUUUGUAGCUUGCAAAAUUGCAAUAUAGUUCUGUUUUUUACUUCCCCAAAUGAAUAGAGACAUUUUAUCAUGAGAAACAUAACUUGUCAUAAGAUCUUGGUCUUGUAUGAGAGUGACUGAAAUAGGUAGGCAAUUUCCUGAAAUUUGUUCCUCUCUACGACUGAAAGCAGGACCCAUUUCUAAGUGUACUUUGAGUAGAAUUAUAAAAGUUUAAGGAAAACUCAGGAACACAGGGAUUUUUAUGGUUCUGUCCCUGUCCUUUAAGUAUUCACCUAUGCUUUGGACAGGCCAUAUAAUUGUAGAACAUUCUAGUAUGCUUCUCCUUAGGAGAAACUCAGGAAUUGAUAUCUAAGCAUUCUAAUGAUAGGGGACCAACUAGAGCCUGGAGCAGACCUCCAAAGCCAGAUCAUGACCAGAAUCAGUGCAUGGAGCACUUUUUCCUCUGGUUAGAAAUUUUCUCAGGACACCUUCAGGUCUAGGAAAAACUGUUGGAGUCUUUGUUAAUUCACUAAACAAAUAUUUACCGCACACUGUACUAGGUGAUAGGGAUACAUGGUUAGCAAAACUGAUGCAGUUCCUGUGUUUUACUGAGCUUCCAGUCUGGCUGAUGUAGGAUCAGAGAGCAGUUAAUAAAUCAUCGCAAUCCAACUUUAGGGCCGUAAAAGGCACAUGCAUGCACGGGAGAUAAACUAUGCUGGUAGUUCUGCCUGCUUGGGCUGUUUAUAAUCUAGCCUGAAUCUUGUAUCUAGGACUGAUAUUUAGCUGAUACUCACCAGUGUGGCUGUACUGGUAGUUAAACAUGUUGAAAUAUUUUCCUGUCCAAGCUCUCCCACUAUGACCACCCUGAACACAUUGGUCCCUUCCUCUAGACCCUUACAUUUCUUCAUGACCCCAGACAUACAAAGGGCCUCUAGAACCCAACUCCAAUACUACCUGUGCUGUCCAUAUGAGUCGUUCAAUGUUUUGACUCUCACUUCUGCUUGUAUCCACUUCUGUAUUAAGAUUUCUGUUCCAAAAAUCUGCUUUAUCUUGCCACUCCUUCUGUGUCAUGAAAACCUGUUCUUGAAGCUCAGACCUUUAACUGGACCUCAUGCCCUGUUAGUCACUUUCCUUAAUUUUCUCUUGCCUUGUUCAGUAUAUUUAUUUCUUUGUGUUCCUUAAGGGCACUUGCUUCCGGCGAUACGAUCCAGAUGCAGGCUGACUUCUCAAUUAUUGGUUGCCAUCAAAUUAGUGAUCUGAGACUCUAAAGAGAAGUGUUGGACAUUGAUUACCCUGAACAUUUUACUUUAUAUUAUUCCUGCUUUAUAUAUCAUAUCAGAUCCCAAAAUUACUGAUAGUGCGUUGUGCUUCAUAACAAAACAGUCAGUUCUGUUUCAGACACUGAGGAGUUACACACUUUAAAGUUUAAAUGUAGAAAGGGUCCAGGCCCUGAGAAGACCACCUGUCUAUGUGAAGUUUCCUAAAUUUCUGUGAUAGAGCUUUAGCCAUGUAACUUAAAACUUUGUUACUUGUUAAAAUGACUGAGUACCUAAUAGGGAGCAUCCUAUUAUUAGUCAUUGCCACUCAGUAAUAGUAAUUGUACUGUUUUUAGUAUCUAUUAUAUGAUAGGCAUUCUACUAAGAGCUUUACUUACAUUAUCCUAUUUAAUUCUUCCAACAACCUUAUUGGUAAUAUCAUUAGCAAAUAUACAAGGAAAUAAAAGUAUAGAGAAGUUAAAAAAUCUUGCCCAAGGUCAUACAGCUAGUCAGAGUUGACAUUCAUAUGAACUCAGUCUGAGGUCAGAAUCUGUGCCAUUAACCUAGGGCUACAAGAUUUAGCAAAUAAAAAGACAGGACACCAGUUAAAUUUGAAUUUCAGGUAAACAACCUUUUUUUUUUUUUUAGUAUAAGUAUGUCCCCAUGCAAUAUUUAGGAUAUAUAUUGGGACAUACUUAAAAAAUAUUUGUUGUUUACCUGAAAUUCAAAUUUAACUUGACAGCAAUGUUUGUUUGUUUGUUUGUUUUUUAACCCUACCUUAUACUUUUUUCCAGAGUGAUACACAAAGCAGAGAGAACAUCAAAUGUGGAGAAGGAAAAGUGGGGCAGAAUAUGGAAGCAGAGAAUUGAGGGACACAACAACAGGACAAAAGAAUAAGAAAUACAGAGCCGAAGAUCAAAGAUAUUAUUUUGUAGUGUCCUUACCCAGUGGUUAGUUACCCUGAAGGAGAGCUGGGGAGAAAGGUUCUUCUCCUAGGAACUCUAUAUCCUAGCAGAGCUUUUCUUCUGUUAGGUGUGUAGUGACACCCCUGUUUCAAUCCUGUUGCAUGAGUAAAGCAUUCAGAGAAACAGGUAGGAGGAGAUAGCUAGAAAGAACAAAGGAUUUGGAAUGAGAAGAUUUGGGUUUUAGUGAAUUUCCAACUCAGCCACUCACUAACUGCCUGACAAGGCACUUUGCUUCCCCAAGUCUCAAUGUUCUUAUCUAGAAAAAAAAGGGUAGCAACAUUUGCUACAAUUAUGUCACAGUACUGUUAUGAGGAUUAAGAGGGAAGUGGAAAGACUUAGUAAACUGUAAAGGAUUAUGCAGAUAUAAGGCCUUAAAAAUUAUAACAAAUAAAUGAAUCACCAUGUUCAAGAUUGGGGUAGGGGAAAUAUUUCCUUUUUUUUCCAACUUAAUUAAUACUUGUAAUAAGCCCUUUCUGAUCACAGGAACACCUGAAUGUAAAAUAACAGCUGGGUGUCUGCACAUGCUGCUAGUGUUUACUACUGGGAGAAGCCACUUUUAUGUUCCACUAAGAUAAUGUUAUAUGAAUAAAUAGAUUUGCCCGAUUUUUCCCAAAUGCUUGAGAAACUCUAUAACAUUCUGAUUUAAAGUUAUAUUUUUUAUAGAGAGGGAAAUUUAUUUCUUGAAGGGAAAUAAAAUUGUAAACACUAGAUGAGAGAAACAAAAACUUUUUAAGAUUAAUGCACAAUAGCUCCUAUUUCAUUGAAGUGUAGUGAGGCCAAUGAGAACCUCUGUGCUGAGAGUCACUGAAAAAAGAUUAAAAAAACCAAACCCGUUGCUGUCGAGUGGAUUCCAACUCAUAGCGACCCUAUAGGACAGAGUAGAAUUGCCCCAUAGGAUUUCAAAGGAGCCCGUGGUGGAUUUGAACUACUGGCCUUUUGGUUAGCAGCCGUAGCUCUUAUUCACUACACCACCAGGGUUUCCAAGAGUCACUGAAGGGGUGGUAUAUUUCAGCAGCAAAUUCUGUAGCUGUAGUAGUUUGUUUUUCUAAGUGAAUGUAAUAUUGGCAGAGUUUAAGACACCACUUGAGAGAGGUGACUCUAUUCUGUCAAAAAAGUAUGACAUGAGGACUGUGCAAUUGGUGAAAUCUGUUCCUAGCAUCUCUAGCAUCUCUAGUCUUCCCACUCCAGACCUUUUAAUAAUAUCAGUUAUAAAUAAUAGAGGCCCUACUGUGGUAAUAGAUAUUUUACCUGCUUUAUAAGGUUGUCGUAAGGAUGAAGUAUGAUAGUGUAUAUCAAGUAUCUGGUACAAUGCUUGGUUCAUAUUAAAUACUCAAUGAAUGACCGGUGUCAUUGUUGUUAUUUUUAUUUGGAUCUCAUUAUUCUCACUUUAAACAUGAGCAAACAGAUUUCUUCCAUCCUGUGACUUCAGGUACUUAGUUCUUUUCGUCUCCAAUAAAAAACCACUCUAAGAUAAGAGUCAUUUCUAAUUGAAUAUGAAUAUGUUAGUGUUCCUUCUGCCAGGAGGAAACCCUGGUGGUGCAGUGGUUGGUUAAAUAGUUCAGCUGCUAACCAAAAGAUCGGCAGUUCACAUCAACCAGGAACUCCUUGGAAACCCUGUGGGGCAGUUCUACUCUGUCCUAUAGGGUUGCUAUGAGUCAGAAUUGACUUGACGGCAACAGGUUUUUUUUUUCCAAAAGGGUCUGCAUUAUAAGCCUAAAUUCCCAGGGUGGAACAACACAUUGUAUUCUCUGGGAAAAGGAGUUCGGGCUUCAGCCACUCCAUAUAAUGGAAAUUUUGGGCCCUAGGCAUCCCUGAAUCUGCUUAGGUAUAAAGUCAGUCAGUGGAGACAAUGAGGCCAUAACAAUUUUACAAAAUAGGAGCUAAUGCUUUUUCCUUAGAUACGGUCUCAAUAUUUGAGGCUUAGGGAGGUUUGGGGGUAGAUAGCUUCCAGAAGUAUAUGACAAUGGUAGAAGGUCUGAUAGAGGAAAAAGAAAGGAGGUACUUUUCAUGAACUCUUAGGAGAUCUCUGCUUUCUAACCUUAGGUAUUGUAGAGUUCCAGGACAUCAUAGAUGAAAAAUCUCGUAGAGAUCAUCUAGACUGGAGAUUUUCACCCUUAAAAAAAAUCCAGGGAAUUAAGUCUCUCAUUCACACGCACACGCACACACACGCACACGCAAGUUUAUGCAGUAGCUCAAUAUGCAAAACAGAAAAUCAGAGCAUCGUUCUGAUCGAAAGAGGGAGAAUGAAAAUUCUACCCCCCUCCCUACAUUUAGGCAGCCCUUGGUGAAACUCCUGAUAAUGGUUUGAAAAUUAUUGAUCUAAUUCAUCACUAUUACUGUACAGUUGGAAAAACAAAAAACAAAAAAAAACUGAUGACCAAAGAGAGUAAAAGAACUUGUCCAAGCAGCUAGUGAAUGACCAAGUGGCACUGGUAUCUAGGUCUUCUGAUUCCCAGCCAUUCCAGUUUGCUUUCAUCUUAAAUCUGUCAAAGUACCAGACUUUUUAAUGCUAGCAAUACGAUGAUUUCACAGGCCCACGUUUCUUCUCUAUUACUGUAUGUACCAAAAUCUUAUCAUCACCAGUGUCUGUAGGAACUUCUAAACUGUGAUACUAAUGUCAGAAGUGGCAUGUAUGCUCUCAUAUAGUGGGUGAAGUCUUAUCGUUGCUUCUUAAUCCUCCUUCCGUUUCUUGGCGUAGCUGCUUCUGUUGUACUCCACUCAGAGAGGUCAGCUGUCAGACAAUCACCGGGAGUAAUUUAUCAUUUCUCACACCGACCCUCAGAUUCAUUAAGAAUAUGGGUUGAUACACCAUAUAUUUUAUAGACUUACUUAUUUUUGUAACUUCUCAAAGGGAAGUAACAGCGUUAGAUGACUAAUGGAAAAUUCAGCGAUGAUUUUCCCACUGGUUUAGUUUUACGGACUGAGCAGUGGUGAGGAAAUAAUCAAGUGAGUAAAGGAAAGGCCAUAAAGUAGAAAGGAUAUAAAAAUGCAGCAAGUGCAGAACGUAGGAAAGCAAAUCUAUUAAAAAUUAAUCUAACCACCAUUAUUUGAAUGGGCAGCUAAAUGUAUUUGCUUUAUUAUUUCUUCCACUUAAGAUAAUUAAAACUGCUGUUUAUAUAUAAGUAUAUAUGGGACACUCUCUUUAGUAGUGCUAAUAUUGUCCAGACAAAAGAGGACAAGAUACAUUUCACUACUUCUUAUAUUUAAGGAUCUGGAGGGACCAGAUAGUAAGAACUGAUAGCUGGCUGAUGUAGAGCAAUUGUUGAACUAGCAAGUAUGAAGAACCCUAGGUGAAAGAAGAUCCCAAAAAGGGCUGGAAAAGAUUUUCAUGAGGUCUACAGAGAAAUUAUAUGUUUGUAGAACAGUACGCUUCUUACAGCCCAUUUUUGAACCUGGCAUGUGCAUAGAUAGGAAAACAUGGUCAGAAAUGGUGUCUUGCCCAAGACCACACUUUAUUUUCUUUUCACCUAUAUCCAUGAACAAUUCUGUUUUUUCCCUAAACUUUGAAUUGUCAAAUAAUUUUUGUUUUACAGAAAAAUUGCAAAGAUAGAACAUCCAGCUUCCCUUAAUGCUAACAUUUACAUAACCAUGAUGCAUUUAUCAAAGCUAAGAAAUUAGCAUUGUUAUAAUACUAUUAAAUCAAUUAAAUAAACUGCAGAUUUUAUGCAGACUUCUCUCUUUUUUUCCACUGUUGCCCUUUUUACUGUUCCAGGAUCUAAUUCAGGAUCCAUAUUGCAUUUAGUUGCCAUGUUUCCUUGGUCUUCUCCAAUAUAUGAUAGUUUCUUGAUCUUUCCAUGUCUUUUAUGACCUUGACACUUCCGAAGAGUAGCGGUCAGAUAUUUUGUAUAUUUCCCUCAAUUUUAGUUUGUUUGAUGUUUUCCAUUAGACUGAAUUUAUGGAUUUUUUUUUGAAAAAUACCACAGACAUGUGCUCUUCUCAAAAUAUUAUAUUAGGGGAUAUAUGACAUCAACAUGACGUAUUACUGAUGCUUUAACACUAAUCUCCGGAUUAAGGUGGUGUUUGACAGAUAUAUUCACUUUAAAGUUCCUGUGUCAUAUACUAUUUAUUAGAAGUGGGUCACUAAGUCCAGCCCAUACUCAAGGGGAGUGGAAUUAACCUCCCCCUCCCAGGAGGAGGAAUAUUAAAGAGUUUGUGGAUAUGUGUUCAAACUACCACAGUAAUAACUUUUUUUGCAGGUGGUUAGAUAGUUUGAAGCUAUGUAAAUAUCCUGUUUCUCCUUAAAGUUUUGCCCACUAAUUUUAGGAUUCGUUACUGGAUCUUGCCUGGAGUAGUUAUUACUGUUUUUCUAAUGAUGAUUUUCUAUUUCCCUCAUUCCUUCUACAUUUAAUUGGAACUUUUCUGUAAGGAAGAUUUGCUGCUUCUUCCCCAUUUAUUUAUUCAACCAUUUAUUUGUAGCAGUAUGGACUCCUGGAUAUUUAUUUUAUUAUUUGAAUAAUAGUCUCUAUCCUGCAUCUUCCCCAUUCUUGGUUUACUCUCUUAUUUGGUGACUUGUUUCCUCUAACAUCUUUCUGAUAAAGGGUGCAUCAAGGCAAAUUUUUUGAGAACUUGCAUAUGUGAAGAUAUCUUUACCUUCACUCUUAACUGACAAUGGGGCCAGGAAUAGAAUUUUAGUUUGAAAAUAAUUUUCCUCUAAUAAUUUUAAAGACACUGUUUCAUUAUCUUCUAACUUUCAGCAUUGCUAUCGAAAGUCUUGAUCUAGAAACUCAUAAUAGUCUUCAGUUUUGGUAUUUU